Amoebophrya sp. A25 is the source of this 3929-nucleotide messenger RNA. The record is from the annotation of a GenBank genome assembly. Lineage: Eukaryota; Dinophyceae; Syndiniales; Amoebophryaceae.
GUCCUCUCCCAAAAAGCCUACCUCAUCUCCCAGACUUACAGACUACAUCAAUCAAAAAAAUGUUCCUGAGUUUCCCGCCUCGAGGCAUUGGGCCUCGGUGUCUGCUCAGUCUCGCCAUCAACUACUGCCUCUGCUGCCUCUGCUUACUCACGACCGGCACCUUCUCUGCCACCGCGACCAAGACUGCAGAUGACUCAGAAGUUCUUGGCCCUGUAGUCCGCCUGCUGGAGGAUGUCGAGAAGGAGACCAACAGGGAACUCGAUGCCGUUGUCAAUUAAGGGUUGCAAGCCUCAUUUAUUUCAGUCAGCAACUCGGUUACUUCAGUUUUUCGUAUACAUAGGUAUACGACCUACUAGAGGAGGGCCAACUUUCAAACCCUAAGGGAAAGCAGCGGAUAAGGUGCACUGUCUUUGCACUGCGGAGGUAGCCGAUUUGAGGAAGGAGGUGGCGGAGGUGAAGGAAAAGCAACUCCCUGAAACUAAGGGAGCUCUCGAAACCGUGGUCGGGCUUCUUGGACGGCUCAAGGGAGAGAUUGGACCUCUGACAGCAGACCUCAAAAGGACUGAAAAGGACAUCAAAACCGCUGAAAAGCAUCGGGAAGAUGAACGUACGAAAUUCAUCACCGAGGAAAGGAACUUGCAGGAUUUGGAGGCGACGUGUGAGGAAGCGGCGGGGUUGCUUGGUGGUCCUCCUGAAAACGGCGGUGGUGGCGGAAGUAGUACUGCUUCUGAGAAGAAUAACGGAGAGCCACCUGAGGCGAAGACCGUUGCUGCUCAAUUGUCGACAUUGCUGUUGAAGGCGCGCCAGCAAGCAGGAUCAGGAAUCAGACCCACUACUGCCAUGAAUAAAACAUCACCAUCUUCACCUUGGCUCUCUUAAGGUCAACAUUUAUAGUGUCCGUCUUUCUCGGCAUCUCGGUACCCUUUUGUUCCCUUGUAUUAAAUUCCUAUGAAUAUUACAAGGUAAAAUAUCUAUGAAAUGAUACAGGGGUAGUAAAGGGACCCCAAGAAAAGGGUGGCCGAGAUGCAAUCGAGUCGCAGACUCUAACUCUCCAUCGCUUCUGUCCUAGAAAAUGCACUCCACCUGAAAACAGUACAUGAACCUCUAGUGUUUCAGCAGCUUGGAACUGCUCCUAAAAUCGCUGGAAUGCUGAAGCAGAUGGGUGUACGAGCCAAGGAACAACUUGCGGAAUCGAGACAAGCAGAGGCAAAGUCCGUGGCAACAUUUCAGAAGAUGAAAGCAUCGCGGAAUGAGGAAUUGAACACGUUGCAGAAGAAAUUGGAUUUAUGACGAGGUGUCAUUAUCCUUUCCGGUGUUUACAACUUGACCUGUCAAAGACAAUACUCCUCUAUACCCACACUUAUAAGAACUUGCUUCAUAAAAUAAAAUCAUAAUGAUACUUCGACGUUCCAGGAGUAGUUCCUUCUUUGGCUUAAUUAAUACCCACAUCCUUCUUCAACCCCCUUCAAUAGGCCAAAAGCAGCAAGCGCAGGCUGACGCCAAAGAGGAAGAAGGCGAGCUGUUCCAAAAACUACAAGGUGCGAAGAAAUUCCUAGCCACCUCAGAACCAGAGCUAGCACGCAUCGAGGCUGAAUGCAAGGAAAGAGAAGCCGAUCACGAUAGAGAAAAAAAGGCCUUAGAGGAACAGCUCGAAGGGAUAAGGUUAGCGUUGGAGGCUUUGCUUAUGCCUUUCUACAGUGUUUGAUUUAUUUUCCCUCCCCCCGGUUUUUUCUGAUAGUACAUGAUUGCCGACUUCCGCUCAGGUAUUCUACCUCUAGAUGUAUUUCCUCUGUUCCAGCACUGUUCUCUCCGCUUCAAAGCCUAUUAGACAGUUGCUUGCUCAUCUACAAUUUUCAUCCUCCUUGUAUAAAUGUGUUGACCCCUCUAAUGGCGAAUCCGACGAGAUCGCCAAGGCCAAAGCCCGAGCCCUCCUAGAGCUCAAAGACACUCAAAAACGAGCUAGAGAACGCGAAGCUAAGCAAAAACGCGAAGAAGCUGCCGAGCAACGCCGAAAGAAACUGCUCUUGCAAAUGCAACGAGAUGAUGCGAAGAAGGCAGCUGAGGAAGCAGAGCGUACUAGUAGUCUGAAAGGAGAUGAGAUGGCAGAUGACUUCGUGGAGGGGGCUUUGGCGGAGGAAAAUGGUGGUGGACGAGUGCAAAAGCAAUCAGCAACGGCACAGAAGACUGCUGCAGCCAGGACAUCAAACAAGAACGUUGUGCACAAGAACCACAAGGAGAACAGCAAGCACAAAAAGAGAGCUGCAAUGAAGAAGAAGAAGACAGGACUUCUGCAUGUGAGUCAUAAAACUAGAAGGAAGGUCCUCCACAAGCACAACCACAAGAAAGCUCACCAUGGACGUCGUGCUGAGGAGAAGAAUGACUGCAUCCACGAAUACGACGUUGAACAACAUCGUUUUGUCAAACGUUGUAGCGCUACUUCUGACAAAGAUGAAGCUAGUACUACUCCCUCUACUUCUUCUUCCACUUCACCUGUCAUCUCCUUCCUACAAAGGCGAGGACGGUCAACACAGACACAAACGGCCAAUGCUGUAGUGGAAGAUGGGGACGAUGAAGAUGAUGAUAAAGAUCAAGAUGAUGAUAAAGAAGAAGAUCAAGGUCAAGAUGAUGCAACUACCACGUCAGCCACGUAUGCAGCCUCGUCUGGUGGUGAUUUCGCUGAGGUCAUCGCUGCAUCUCGGGAGAUGAUAAAACAAGUGCAACAAGAUCAAGAGGACAGCGAUGCGUUGCGCGCAGAGUGUAUGGAGAAGAUGGAAGAGAACAUUGGCAAAAUUGCUGAGGUCGAAGCGAAACUCAACACCACUCGUCAACGCCUCGAUGACCUCGACGCAAAAUGCGACCGCCUAUCUGCUGACCUAGCUGAGAAAAGAAGCCAAGUCGCAAAGCGCAGAGAAGAGCAGAAAGCGGCACACGAGGAGCGAACGGAGGAACAACAGCGGUUCGUGGAGGAAUUGGCUAAGGAGAGCACGAUAAGUCGUGCACUCCUCAAAGCCAUCACGGCAUUGCAGAAGAAGAACGUGAAGGCGAAAACCAUCCAUGUGUUGAAAGAAGUGAAGACGAAAGGAGAAAUGACAUUUACGAAUCGUUUGUGUCUCUGAAGAUUACAUUUUGCCACCUCUUGAUGAGCUUGUGUCAAGGUGUUUUGAAAUGACAUAGACAGACACUAACAUGAAUAGCCGUAUAAUCAAAUAAUAUUUUUUUUUCUAGAAUUUUAUCUUGCCACUUCUUGAUGAGCUUGAACAUGUCAUGUUCAACGAAUCUAAAGUGGUCUUCCCUUUUUAUCUUAUCUCCAAUUCUCUCUCCCCUAAAGUGGUCUCCCCUUUUUAUCUUAUCUCCAAUUCUCUCUUCCUCCCCUUCUCUCCAACCCCUCCCUCCUUCAUCUCCUUGCAAGUCCUCCAGAAGGAAGAAAAAGAAGCAGCCGCGAAGCAUACAGAGGAGGACUCCUUACGCUCUGAUGCGAUCGAAGAGAUGGACAGCGAAGUUGCCGAUUUGUCCGCUUUAACUAGUCGCGCCAAGGCAGAACAGAAUGAGGCCAAGGGGAAGGAUCUCGCUUUUCUGGAAAAAGAGCUUUCUGGUCUACAAGAGGAGAAGGAGAAGCAAUUUGGCAAGGAGUCGUUGUGCGCGAAGAUAUCACGACAAUACGAGCACAAGAAAACGAGCAGGCAGAACGAAAUUGAGGGUCUCGAAGCGGCUGGGAGGAUAUUGGCGGAGGGGGAUGAAUAGAAUAGUACAUAUGUUGUAUGUAGAGCAGCCGCGGCGGUAGGGUGGAUGGAAAAUACUGGGGUGUGAGUGUUGCAGACAAGAAAAUAUGAUUCUGAAUUUGACUGCUUGUAAUAGAAGAAAAGGACCUGUAAAGAACAUGUUUUUUCCGGAGUUGCCAAGAAGACUAUGUUCGCAAUAAUACAAGAGUG